Triticum urartu is the source of this 2331-nucleotide messenger RNA. NCBI's taxonomy places the organism in Eukaryota, Viridiplantae, Streptophyta, Magnoliopsida, Poales, Poaceae. The record is from RefSeq and is a predicted model, not a curated record.
AUGGCGAGAUCUGAUGAAGAGAAAGGAAGUGUUAUCAAUGGAUUUUUCAGAGAAGAGGAAACCAGUGAUGGUCUGCAUUAUGUUAUGCAUGACCUAUUGCAUGAUUUGGCAUUGAAGGUUGCAUCGCAUGAUUGUCUUAGUUUACAUUUCUCUGAUGUUGGGCCAGUAGAUAUUCAGCCAUCCACCCACCACUUGUCUAUACGCACAGAGAACUUGGGUGAAUAUAAUGCAGUGUCUUCUCAAAACAUUAAGAGUGAAUUGGAAAAAUUGAAGACAUCAUUGAAGGUUGAACAUUUGCAAACAUUGAUGUUAUUUGGAGAAAUGGAUAAAGGUUUUGCCAAGAUAUUUGGUGAUUUUUUGGGGGAAGGAAAUGCUCUUCGUGUUCUUUAUUUGCCUGACAUGACAUAUCACGUGGAAUUCAUGUUACAUAACUUUUCAGGACUUGUCCACCUACGAUUCCUGUGUCUAGGAUUCCUGUGUCUAGGGACAAAUGAGUGGCAGAUGCAUUUACCACUUGGCAUCCUUAAAUUUUAUCACUUAAGGGUUCUAGAUCUUAAGUCAUGGCAUGGCAGUUGUGAUUUUCCUGAAGACAUGAGCAACCUUGCAAAAUUGUGCCAUUAUUAUACCCCAAGCGAUGAGGAUCUUCAUUCUCAUAUUUAUAAUGUGGGAAAACUUAAACUCUUGGAAGAGUUGAAGCAACUAGAGCAUUUGACCAAGCUAAGGGAGCUUGGCAUCUACAACCUGGAGAAAGUGCAUACAAAAGACGAAGCAGCUCAAGCAAAACUGAUAGAGAAAAACUACUUGAGGAAGUUAACAUUGGACUGGGAUAGUGAUCGAUCUACUGUUGAGCCUGGUGUGGAAGCAAUGGUUCUUGAGAACCUUCGACCGCAUGGAGAUCUUCAAAUGUUGUGCAUUAGAGGGCAUGGAGGCCCUUCUUGCCCAACAUGGCUAGGUGAUGAGCUCGCUGUUGAUGCUCUACAAUCUCUUAGUCUUUAUUGUGUUUCUUGGGGAGUUUUCCCUUCUUUAGGGAAGGCAUGGGAUCUUCGUCAACUAAGAUUGGAGCAUAUUGACAAGCCGAAGGAGUUUACUAUAGAGAAAAGCUUUUGCAUGCUAAUAAAGCUUGAACUAAUUGGCCUAGGAAGUUUUGAUAAUUGGGUUUACCCGGCUGAACAAGAGUCUUCCGUUAGUGGAGACUUGUUGCCACCGGAUGCUCAUAUGUUCCCUCUUUUGCAAGUUCUGAUUAUUCGGGAGUGCCCGGAACUAUUGGGGUUGCCUUUCUUAGAACACAUUGUUUCCCCAGAUUGGUUCCCCAAGCUACAAGAGCUUGAGGUAUGCGACUGUCCCGAAUUCUUGCCAGUGAUUCCCAUCUCCUGGAUGGAAAGUCUUUGUUUUGUCAAGAUGAAAUGUAUAAAGAUGCUAAAGGAGUUAGCGUACUCAAAAUCAUCCAAUGGAGCAGAAUUGGAAAUUAUCGGAGAGGGUGAUCUGCAUAGCAUCGACCAAGUGUUAGUUUUUGAUAAAGAAACUAGUCUUGGGAAGCUGAAACUCGAGAGGUGCCCGCCUCUGGAGUUGAAGCACCUCUUGAUGCUAACCUCGCUAAAGACAUUCAUUGUAAGAAAAUCAAAUGGUCUGGUUGGACCACUAGGAGGUCAGGGUGAUGUGGAAUGGCAGCUCCCAGUUGAGAUUAUCACGAUGUGGGAGUUAAAUGGUAAUAAUGAAAUAAGAGCAGCAGAAGAGGAAGAGGAUGAAGGGGUGCUGCUCUUCCCAGCUCAUCUCUUUGACUCACUUCAGGAGUUGGUCAUCUGCGAGUCCCAAGAGCUGGUACUGGUGUUUCUCCUUGCCUGUGGCCGGCUCAAGGAAUUACAAGUCAUUGGAAGCCAUAGGUUCUUUGCUGGUUGGGUUCCCAAUCCCUGGCGGGAGCCUGUUUCAUCCACAUUGCAGGAGCUCUGCACGGAUGAUGCCAGGGGACUUCUUAGUGCACCUAUCUGCAGCUUCCUAUCUUCCUCCCUCACCAAGCUGGAACUUGGUGGGAUAGGGUCUGAAGGGAUGAAGCGCUUCAGCAAGAAGCAAGAGGCCGCCCUUCAGCUCCUCUCCUCGCUCCAGCAACUUAAGUUUUUGUGUUUCCACAGUCUUCAGCAACUCCCUGCAGGGCUGCACAAGCUUACCAGUCUCGACAAAUUAUUGCUCCGCUUCUGCCCAGCUGUCUCGUCGUUGCCCAACGAUGGCCUCCCGGAUGACCUGGUAGAGCUAGAUGUCUCUCGGUGCUGCAACGCUGAGCUGAAAGAGCAGUGCAGGGGGUUAGAGGAAACCAUCCUAUAUGUCAAAAUAGACUGA